CUAAUCAUAUUAAAAGUGAUUUUUUAUUUUUGAUAUGCACACGUCGGAGAUAUAGUGCAACAGUUUCUGUUUGGGCAUAAGUAACAGUGGGUGUCUUUGUUUGUUCGCCGUAAGCAUGUGCGCUAGCCUCCAAGCUAACGUUAGCUAGCCAGCGGUUUAGUAGCUUAGCCCAACAGCUAACACUGUCAAACCAGUCAGUUUCAGUGUCCGUAAUGUUUACUUUAAAACUUUUCAUGGAAGGUUGUUUUAAGUUUUACCUUCAUAAUCACCUGACUUUUUGUUUUUAAACAUCUCUUUGUUGCUAGCAAUGGAGGGCUCCAAGUCUUCGAGCACAACCAUGCAGGUGAGCUUCGUUUGUCAGAGAUGCUGUCAGCCACUAAAACUGGAUAAGUCCUUCAAUGUCCUCGAUCGGGUCACUAUCCAGGAACUUAUAGCUCCGUUGGUUACAGUGACCCCCAGCAAGCAGUCUGACAACAGCGAGGGGGAGACGGCACCAGAGGAAACGUUUGUUGAAAAUAAGCAAGAUGGGGUGUCAAGAAAAUACAUCCCUCCCGCACGGAUGAUGUCCACAGAGAGCGCCAACAGCUUCACACUGAUUGGAGAAGCUUCUGAUGGAGGCACAAUGGAAAACCUCAGUCGUAGGUUAAAGGUGACUAGUGACUUGUUUGACAUCAUGUCAGGCCAGACAGAUGUGGACCAUCCACUGUGUGAGGAGUGUACUGACACUUUACUGGACCACUUAGAUACACAGCUCAACAUCACAGAAAACGAAUGCCAGAAUUACAAGCAGUGUCUGGAGCUGCUCUCACACCUGCAAGUAAAUGAAGAAGAGACCAUGCUGACAGAGUUGCAGCAGCUGAAAGAGGAGGAAGAUCGACUGGUCCAGGAGCUGGAAGCUGUAGAGGCAGAGAGGGCUUUUGUUGCUCAGGAAUUGGCCCAGAGCAGGGUCCACUCUCAGCAGCUCGACACAGAGGAGCUACACUACCAAAAGGAAUACAGUGAGUUUAAACGGCAACAGCUGGAGCUGGAUGAUGAGCUGAAGAGUGUUGACAACCAGAUGCGUUACUGCCAGAUUCAGCUCGACCGACUAAAAAAAACCAAUGUCUUCAAUGCCACAUUUCACAUCUGGCACAGUGGCCAGUUUGGUACCAUCAACAACUUCCGACUGGGUCGACUUCCCAGUGUCCCAGUUGAGUGGAAUGAGAUCAAUGCAGCCUGGGGGCAGACAGUACUGCUGUUGCAUGCUCUGGCCAACAAAAUGGGUCUGCGCUUUCAGAGAUAUCGUCUCGUGCCAUAUGGAAACCACUCAUACUUAGAGUCAUUAACAGACAAGUCCAAGGAACUUCCUCUGUACUGCUCAGGUGGUCUGAGGUUCUUCUGGGACAAUAAAUUUGACCAUGCCAUGGUGGCCUUCCUGGAUUGUGUCCAACAGUUCAAAGAAGAAGUGGAAAAAGGAGACACUGGCUUCUGCCUUCCGUACAGGAUGGAUGUAGAGAAAGGCAAGAUUGAGGACACAGGAGGCAGUGGGGGCUCUUAUUCCAUUAAAACUCAGUUUAACUCCGAGGAGCAGUGGACUAAGGCCCUGAAGUUUAUGCUAACCAACCUGAAGUGGGGUCUGGCCUGGGUCACGUCACAGUUCUACAAUAGAUAAAGCUGGUGGACAAUGGCCUGUUACAAGUUUUACAUAUUCCCAUCUAAUAAAGGUUUUAGUGAAUCUUACUUGGCCAAAGAAAUUGCAAUUAUUGUUUUUCACCACUGAUAAGCAUUGGAUUUUUUGUGGAUUACAAAAAGUUAAAUUCAAUCUGAUGCAGAGUGGAUAUAAGACAUUACAUACUGUCAUUUCAUGUAAGCAAACAUAUGACAAACUGCUUUUUUAAAUUCCUUAAAAUGUAAUGAUUUCUCAAACCAGACUUUAAACAAAAUGUUCCCCAGUUUUGUUCUAACCCAUCACAUCGAAAAAUGUCUUGGUUUUCAAUUGCACUGUACACCUUUGAAGUCACCUUGUAGCUCUCACCACUGUGAGAAAAAGAUUUCCGUAAUGUUCCAGUUCUAAGCUGUACGAAUAUGAUGUAAUGACUAUACAGGUAGAAUUGUAUUCUUAUACACUGUAUGUGUAUGUCAGUAUUCAUGAAAUUUGAGUGCAGUUAUGGCAGUGUCAAACAUAUUUUGCAGCUAUACUGUUGUAUUAGGAGGUGCACUAAUAGAGCCCCGUGCAGCAUCACAUGAAUAUCUGUUUUUGAUGACUGAUACGGAACUAGCAUGUGGGUUCUAAGUCAAUAAACAUGUGGUUUGAAAAUAGA
Betta splendens (Siamese fighting fish) is the source of this 2300-nucleotide messenger RNA. RefSeq names its product beclin 1, autophagy related (gene becn1). Bases 308 to 1651 code for a protein of 447 amino acids. Gene Ontology annotation, cellular component: phagophore assembly site; phosphatidylinositol 3-kinase complex, class III, type I; phosphatidylinositol 3-kinase complex, class III, type II. The record is from RefSeq and is a predicted model, not a curated record. The transcript is spliced from 11 exons. NCBI's taxonomy places the organism in Eukaryota, Metazoa, Chordata, Actinopteri, Anabantiformes, Osphronemidae. Gene Ontology annotation, biological process: autophagy; cellular response to nitrogen starvation; autophagosome assembly.